Gadus chalcogrammus (walleye pollock) is the source of this 525-nucleotide messenger RNA. Its product is annotated as gamma-crystallin M2-like. The coding region runs from base 1 to 525 and encodes 174 amino acids. The record is from RefSeq and is a predicted model, not a curated record. The transcript has 3 exons. Gene Ontology annotation, molecular function: structural constituent of eye lens. Gene Ontology annotation, biological process: lens development in camera-type eye; visual perception. NCBI's taxonomy places the organism in Eukaryota, Metazoa, Chordata, Actinopteri, Gadiformes, Gadidae.
AUGGGCAAGAUAAUUUUCUACGAGGACAGGAACUUCCAGGGCCGGAGCCAUGAGUGCAGCAACGACUGCACCGACCUGCACUCCUACUUCAGCCGCUGCAACUCCAUCCGGGUGGAGAGCGGCUGCUUUAUGAUCUACGAGCGGCCUGGCUACAUGGGCCACCAGUACUUCAUGAGGAGGGGCGAGUACCCCGACUACCAGAGGUGGAUGGGCUUCAGCAGCUGUAUCCGCUCCUGCCGACUGAUCCCCAUGUAUCGCGGCUCCUACAGGAUGCGGAUCUACGAGAAGGCCGACUUCAGUGGCCACAUGAUGGAGUUCAUGGACGACUGUCCCUGUGUGUCCGACCGCUUCCACCACCGCCACGUCUACUCCUGUAACGUCAUGAACGGCUACUGGAUCUUCUACGAGUACCCCAACUACCGGGGCAGGCAGUACCUCCUCCGCUCCGGGGAGUACCGGAGGUAUCGCGAGUGGUGCGCCACCUGCUCCAUCGUGGGUUCCUUCAGGAGGGUCACUGAGUUUUAG